Messenger RNA from Hemicordylus capensis (graceful crag lizard), 6162 nucleotides. RefSeq names its product receptor-interacting serine/threonine-protein kinase 2-like. The transcript is spliced from 12 exons. Gene Ontology annotation, cellular component: plasma membrane. Gene Ontology annotation, molecular function: protein kinase activity; ATP binding. The record is from RefSeq and is a predicted model, not a curated record. Gene Ontology annotation, biological process: protein phosphorylation; regulation of apoptotic process. NCBI's taxonomy places the organism in Eukaryota, Metazoa, Chordata, Lepidosauria, Squamata, Cordylidae. The coding region runs from base 183 to 1784 and encodes 533 amino acids.
CCGGGGGGAAUUCUUGGUUGGUGUCAGCAGUCAGCUGCAAGCCAGGGAGGAGCCUGCCCAUGAGACUCACUCAUAAUCAGCAGAGCUCCUGCAGAUCGCCUCUCCAGGGCUUCGCAGCAGUCGGAUUAGGCUGAGUCCUGUGCACACACCUUCUUGGAGUUCUCCUCUCGGAACCUGACAGAAUGUCCAGCCUGGUGCCUGUCCUUUACCAGAAGGAUCUGGAGAGCAUUACUAUGAUUAGGGCAGGAUCCAGUUUUGCCCUCAAAGCCUUCCACGCACCUAGGAAUAUGGAGGUCUCCCUGAAGCUGUUGACUAGCCAGAAGGCAACAGAAAGAGAUGUGAAGGCGCUGUUGCAAGAGGUAGCCACCAUCCGAUGCCUUCAGAAUGCAAGGCUUAUGCCCCCGCUUGGCGUCUGCCAGUUCCAGGGUGUCUUUGGGGUCGUCACUGAAUGGAUGUCCAAUGGUUCUCUCUCCUUGCUCAUCCAUGAGCAUGAACUCUAUCCAGAACUGCCUUUUCCUUUAUGUGUGAGGAUCCUGACAGAUGUGGCAGAGGCCCUAAGUUAUUUACAUCAUUUGGAGCGUCCUGUCCUUCACCACAGCCUGAAGCCUUCCAACAUCCUCCUCGAUCGACAGUAUAGAGCUAAGAUAUCUGAUUAUGGCCUGGCCACCUGGAGAAAGAAGCAGCUAAGCUCUGCCUUGCAGAACUGUAGUACCAGAAGUUGCUGGGAUUUGCUCUACCUGUCCCCUGAAAUUCUCCAGGGAGGCAGCUUCUCAAAGGAAGGCAAUAUUUACAGCUUUGGAAUGGUGUGUUGGGAAAUCCUAAGCAGACAGAAGCUAUUGAAAGGCAAGAAGACCUUACUUGAAGCUGUGACGGGAGUCUGCAGCGGUGUGCGCCCUGGUAUUGAACCAGAAUUUAUACCCAAUAGCCUGCCAAAUCGAAACAAGCUGUUACAUCUCAUCAUUCUCUGCUGGCACCAGGAGACCAGUUACAGACCCCGGGCUGAAGAAUGCCAAAAAACGCUACAGGACAUUCUCGGCACAUUUAAGAAGGAAGUGAUUUCUGACGCCAUAUACAGCUUGAUCCAUGCCAAGGAUUGUGCAAUCGAUGGGGCCAAAGGGCCAGCAGCUCAUGUGCUUGAAAUGGACACACAUAAUUUGGAGGUCAUCUGUCCUCAGAACAAUAACAGACUUGACAAGAUAAUUUCUUUCAAAGCACAGAGUUUGUCAAGUAUUCACCUUGCGGGAAAGGCAGGAAAAGUUGCUCAUCAGACAACAUUGGCCAGCCACACUCCUCACAACACAGCAUUAGAAAGAGAUCAUCCAGUCUCUAGCAGUAAUGGAUCAAGCCCUCUGAAUUCCUUCCCCACUUUUCUUUUGCCUGAUCCCAGCACAGGUGGAGAAGGCAUCAUCCCAUAUCCCAGAGGAUCGGAAGAUUGGCAAAAGGGGCCCCCACAGUUAGUACGUGGACCGGAUCACACCUUAACAGGUCCUUGUUGCAAAGAGAGCAGUUGCAGCAUCUUAUCCUAUGGGCGAGAAGCCAUUUUGAGCGGCAUGACAGAAGGGCGCCUGAACCAGAUCUUGGAUGUCCUGCGUUCCCAGAGACUCUUGUCCAGAAUGGACUAUGAAACCAUCACUGCCUUCCCUACCCUGACUGGCCGGGCACGUGCUUUGCUGGAUACUUGCCUGAGACUUGGGGAAAAGGCUGCCCAGACAGUGGUGACCGUGCUGUCUGCUAGUAAAUGCAGCCCUUUGACACGAAGCAUCCUGGCCAAUGCUGUGCAUUAAGCCUACGGCUCACGGCAACGUUUGGUUCGUGUCUCUGUGAACGAGUAAUUUGCAAUGGCAUCGACAUGUGCAUUCAUGGCCUGCUGUCUCAGAUGAGAUGAGGGGUUUGCCCGGCUGCUGCCGCCCUGUGACUUUUGGUCCUCGUAAAGAAGAAACUUGAAUUCGAUUAAGGGACUGAGUCACCCACUGUCUGCAGCAAGAGCAUCGGAUUCUUCGAACAACAACCAUCAGCCAGUUGGACAUCUGAGAAGUUUGGAACUAUGAUGUGGCUGUAGGUUCUGAUGUAGGCGCCGGACAUCUUUGUUCUUCUUUGAAGAGAAUGAAUUGUGGCACCUUUGUUUUCGUACUGUGAGAGAGAGAUUUGCCAAGACCUGGCUCCUAAAAAGGGGAAGGCCCUUAAGGGCAGGGUUGUCCUCAUGUAGCAGGGAGAAAAGGCUGCUGAGGUGAGCAGAAUGUGAGGGCAAAUCGCCCCAGCAGGCCUCUUGCUGAACAGGAAAUCUCAUUAAUUGCCAAGUUUUCAGGAGGGAUUUCCAGCAAUCAGUUGAGGCGUUUGGUCAGUUUCCACAAAUAAACUGUUGCUGUCUGCACCUGCAGUGUAGGCAGCAUGAAUUCAGAGAGCUUCUGAAAGAAUGACUUUGAUCGUGCCUAAGUGGAGGAUGUUGGUACACUGUAUCCACUGAAAUUAGUCGUGGGCAUUAAUCUGACCGUGUGCAGUGGUCCAGAGAAUGAUCUGCAGGCAUGCAGACUCGCUGCUGAAGCUAAGCAAGUUUGGCCUUGGAAGCUGGAUGGAUGAGUGUUCUCUUGGGAGCUCCUCUAAGUGUUGAUUUAAAUGAUGCCUGUUUUGCUUUUGUAGUAUACAACAUUUAAAAAAUUCAGCAUGUUUUUAAAGUCAUAAUCAUUGAAUAAUAUGCAUUGCAAUGGGACUGGUCUUGUGGAACAGAGCUGGUCUUGCAGUAGCAAGCAUGAAUUGUCCCCCUUGCAAAGCAGGGACUGCCCUGGUUUGCUUGCUUGGCAUUGAUUGGAUGACUACAUGCAAGCUCUGUCUGCUAUAAAAUAUUCCCCUUAGGGCAGGCCUGCUCAACUUAGGUCCCGCCAGUUGUUUUUGGACUACAACUCCCAUAAUCCCCAGCCACAGUGACCAAUAGCCAAGGAUUAUGGGAGUUGUAGGCCUACAUCUGCAGAAGGGCCGAAGUUGAGCAGCCCUGCUUAGGGGAUGGGGCUAUAGCUCAGUGGUAGAGCAUCUGCUUUGCACGCAGAAGGUCCCAGGUUCAAUCCCCAGCAUUUCCAUGUAGUAGGGCUGAGAGAGAGACUCCUGCCUGCAGCCUUGGAGGAGCUGCUGCCAGGCAAUGCAGAUAAUACUGAGCUACAUGGACCAAUGGUCUGACUCAUUAGAAGGCAGCUUCCUAUGUUCAAAUACUUUAGCUUUUGUUUUGCAUCAUCCUCGCAAGGUUAUUCAUGUUCUCAUUUUGCGGUCACCAAAACUGAGUAUAAGUAACAUUGUCAAGGCCACUCAACCCUCGCCCAUGGCAGAGUCCCACACAUUCUACCCACCAGACCACGUCAGCUCUCAUCUUGGAGAGGAGAGCUGGUCUUGUGGUAGCAAGCAUGACUUGUCCCCUUAGCUAAGCAGGGUCUGCCCUGGUUGCAUAUGGAUGGGAGACAUGAUGUGUGAGCACUGCAAGAUAUUCCCCUCAGGAGAUGAAGCCACUCUGGGAAGAGCAGAAGGUUUCAACUUCCCUCCCUGGCUUCUCCAAGAUAGGGCUGAGAGAGAUUCCUGCCUGCAACCUUGGAGAAGCUGCUACCAGUCUGUGAAGACAAUACUGAGCUAGAUAGACCAAUGGUCUGACUCAGUAUAUGGCAGUUUCCUAUGUUCCUGUCUUGGACAAUGGGUGAAAAAACAGGGUUGAGUCCACAGAGCACGCUCCUUGGCUGCUUCCCAUCAUGGUGGAAGGAAUGGGAAAGAGUUGACUGGAGACUGUUCAGGGCACCUGUGUUGAGGCGAAGCAGCCUUGGGUUGGUUUAGCCAAGGGGUUCUCAAACCUGAGUCUCCCUGCAAUGGGAGUGAUAGUCCAACCACAUCUGGAGACCUACAUCUGAGAACUGCUUUAGCCCAAGAAUAAUGUUUGUGCCUAGUCUGCUGAUGCUACAUAAAGCAUUUGUUUUGCAAGCAGAUACGUCACCAAGAGGGCAUCUGUCUGCUUUGUCUAAUUUUGUGGGGCGAACAAAGGAACACAACUCUGUAUCUUGCAGCCACUGCCAAGGCCACAUUUGAGGAUAUUAGAAGAUUCACUGUCAUGCAAGUAUUAUUUGAAUGUCCAAGCAUUAAGAUGUUUCCGUUAGAGAUCAUCUUUGUAAACAAGCACUGUUUAAAUGAAAGGGUGUCACACAAGUCCAUUCCUUUUGCAAUCCGCAUGCAUUUCAGUGCAUCAGGAGCCAUUAAAACUGGAUUUGAAUCCAUUGUUGGAUGAGAAUGUAUCAGAAGAUUGACUCAGGCAUACAGCUUAUAGUUUGGCCAUUGAUUGAUUAAGUGCCGUCAACUCUUAGCGACCACAUAGAUAGAUGUGUAAGAUGGUAAGAAAGGUUGGCCGUAGGCCAUAAUAAAUCCUUGGUGAGCACAUAGACAGAAUAUAAUGAUUAGAAUUGUCACGGAAAUGAGUAAAUGCAUAAUAAAAGUACUGUUUAAUGCACUUUUUUCCCCUUUUGCAAUGGUUUAACCCCACUUUUAAAGGGUAAAAGUAAACUUACUUUUUCAACAGAUUCUAGCAAACUGUAUAAUCUUUUGUUUGUUUUUAAGACUAGAGCUAUAUACCGUCUUUUCACAAUGAGUGCACAGUGCGGCUGGCCAAAGUGUUUGCUUACAUCAGUUCAGGAAAUGGGGGUUUCAAACCCUCUGCAGCUGUUUCUGGGGCGAGGCAUGAAAGUUCAACCCAUCAUAUCUGGAUAACCUAAAUUAGAUGUGCAGGGUGGAAGGCAGGAUAAUUCAGUCUUAAAUUCAUAUAUUUAAGGCAAAUUCAAAUAAAUUCGGUCAAGGGCAGAACAAAUGAUAAGCAGCUGUAUCAGAAAAAUUUCUGAUACAGAAAUAUCUGAAACAGAAAGGAGUGAGUGAGUGGCAGGCAGAGAAAACUGGCCAGGGCGCUUUUCAGCUGCAAGGUGUGUGAGGCUUUUAGUGUAAGGCUUUACUGUGAGUCUGAAGUUGCCCCAAAAAACAGACACAAAAAGUGGAUUUUUUUUUUUUUUUUAACCCUGGAUAUAAAUUGGGCUAGGCGCUAACAGGCAAUGAAAAACCUGAAUCGUGUGUGAAGUGUUCCCUGAUAGCUCGCAGGGACUUAUAUAGGGUAAAUCUGUCUGAUAUGUGAAUGCACAUCCUCCAUUCCAGAGGAGAUGCAAGCUAAAAGCCCCAUGUGAAAAACACCCAGGAGAUUUCAGACAGAAUCCCCAUCGCAGAACAAAAUAACAUGUAUAUUACCAGUGUUUUUCAACAAACAUUCCCAACGUGGUCUACAUAGGUAUAAAUUAAUAAAAUAGCUCCCUGUCCUCAAAGGGCUCACAAUUCUAAACAACAGCAACAAACAUAAGAUAGACACCAGCAACAGCUACUGUAGGGAUGCUGUGCUGGGGAUGGAUAGGGCCAGUUGCUCUCCCCCUGCAAAAUAAAGAGAAUCACCACUUUUUAAAGGUGCCUUUUAACUCAGUUUACAUUUCUCACUUUAAAUUUUAGCUAGAAGUGUGCUACUGUACCUGUGUUCAACAUAACUUGUGAAGAGCUGUACUUGUGGACAAAUCUGUAUCUGUGUACACUGUUCGCUCAUUGUACGAGUGUUGAACAUGAUGUGUUCACAUUAUGAACCUACUACUGUACCUAAGAAGAAUGGUACAGUGGGGAAAUGACUUAAUUAUCAAGCCAGAGGUUGCCAGUUUGAAUCCCUGCUGGCUGGGAUGUUUCCAUAUUGGGAUGUUUCCAUAUUGGGCAGUAGCAAUAUAGGAAGAUGCUGAAAGGCAUCAUUUCAGACUGCGCGGGAGGAGGCAAUGGUCAACCCUUCCUGUAUUCUACCAAAGACAACCACAGGGCUCUGUGGGUGCCAGGAGUUGACACCGACUCGACGGCACACUUGACCUUUCUACUGUACCUAAUCCCAUUAACCCUCAGCAAUAACAUGGUGAAAGGAUUGAAGAAUACUGGUAGUAUAUUAUCAGUACUGGGGCAGCCUGUAAACUGAGACGGGAACAACUGAGUAGUUGUAACUGAGAUUUUUGUAUAACCUGAUGUUUUGUUAUCUAGUUUUAUUGUUUUGAUUUUGUUCUGUUUUAUGCUGAUUUAUAUUUUGGUGUGUAUGUUGACUGGUCAUUGACCGUAAUAAAUUAUUACUUACUUACUGAA